CUUUGCUUUUUGCCUUUUAAGCUUUACUAAAAUCACCAUAUCCAUCCUUCAAACCCUAACAACUAUCAUUCCUUCUCCUUCCAUCAUUUGCCCCCUCAUUUCAUCUCUUUCAAGUUUCAGUUUUCACCAAAUUUCUACUUCUUGUUGGAUCCAUCUUUAUGCGCAGAUCAAGGCUUUUGAAUCGAAAUACAGAACAGAUUUCGCUCUGUUUGUAAAGCGGUGGCCGGAGAUACUUGGAUGAGGUCUGACGAUCCUGAUGUGUUUUAAACAUUAGAAAGCAAGAUGAUAUCCGAAAGCUUGACGGGUGAGACAUCGCUUCAUCAAGAACUCGAGGUUCUGAGUGUGUCGAAGCGUCUAGUUAGGAGCCUGAGCCAAAAGUUAAAGCGGAAGAGCCAUGAUGAGGACGGGAUUUCAUUGAGGUGUCCGACUCUAUACAGUCGGGCCGGAGGUUGCAAGGUCGGAGCUACUACAGGUGAAGACUUUGGGGAUAUGGGUUGUCGAAGACGUUCUUCGAGUUCGAGUGAAGACGUAAAAGGGUAUAAACCCGCAUGUGGGACCGACGAUACUAACGUUGAUUGCUUCUCUUACGGAGGGAAGGAGAGAUUCUGGAAGAGAAGUAAUCGGAAGAUUACGGAAAUCGAAGAGCGGCCCGUCUUUCUUCCCGACGAUAUUGUGGAGAUGUGUUUGGUGAGACUCCCAUUGACGAGUCUAAUGAAAGCCCGUCUCGUGUGCAAGAAAUGGAGAAUCUUGACGACCACGCCUCGGUUUAUGCAGAUGAGGCGCGAAGGUCUGUAUCAGAGCCCGUGGUUGUUUCUUUUCGGUACCGUCAAAGAUGGUUACUGCUCGAGGGAGAUUCACGCGUUGGAUGUUUCUCACAACAAAUGGCAUAAAGUCGAGUCCGAAGUUCUUAAAGGUCGGUUCUUGUUCUCCGUAGUCAGCAUCAACGACGAUGUUUAUAUCGUCGGAGGUUGUUCUAGCUUGACCAACUUCGGUAAAAUGGACCGAAGUUCUGUCAAGACUCACAAAGGAGUUUUAGUGUUUAGCCCGUUAACAAAGGCCUGGCAUAAGGUUGCAUCCAUGAAACACGCGAGAUCGAAACCUAUCCUCGGUGUAUAUGAAGUAACCUCCGAUUGUUUGAUCGUCAAAUGUCGACAAGAUCGACGUUUGCUCAGGACACGCAUUGGUGGAGUAUCGGAUGUUUACGAAGAUCCCCACAGACUUUCUGUUAGGCGUCAGCUACGAAACUCUGUUGACGAAACUGAGGUUUCAGCAAAACCAUCCAGACUUUUGGUUAGACAGAAGAACGAGCAGUCAAGCAUGAAAGAUGUUAGAAGGUUUUUUAUCAUUGCGGUCGGAGGUGUUGGAUCCUGGGACGAGCCGUUGGACUCUUGUGAAAUUUACGACUCAUCAUCGAAUAAAUGGACGGAAAUCCAGAGGGUGCCAGGUGAUUUCGGGGUGGUUUGUUCGGCGGUGGUUUGCGGAGGGAUGUUUUAUGUGUACUCGGAAACAGAUAACCUUGCGGCGUAUGACAUAGAAAGGGGAUAUUGGGUUGGAAUUCAUACGAACACGUUGCCGGCUCGUGUUCACGAGUAUUAUCCGAAGCUUAUAUCGUGCGAUAAACGGUUGUUUAUGGUGUCAGUUUCGUGGUGCGAAGGAGAUGGUGAAAUCGGGAGGAGGAACAAAGCGGUUAGAAAGGUAUGGGAGCUUGAUUUGAGGUGUCUGAAAUGGGAAGAAAUAUCGAGACAUCCAGAUGCACCCAUGGACUGGAAUGCAACAUUUGUUGGUCAGAAAAACCUGAUUUUGGGGGUGGAAAUGUUCAAGAUAUUUGGGCAGGUGUUGGAUUUCUUGACCAUGUUUGAUGUGUCCGAUUCAACAAAGAACUGGAUUCACAUAUCUAGAAACCAAGUAGCCCAUCAAUUGGAUGCUUCUUCAUGCUUAACAAAAUCAGUGGCCGUUUUGCACUUGUGACCAUUGAUCGGAUGCUUGACGAAAUGAACGGUGGUUGUAAUUCCUGCAGAUAAAUCCUUCUGUUUUUUUUCUCUCUUGAUUAUGAGUUUCGUAUUCAUUUGUUUGUUGUUGAUUUGAUUCGUUUUUCUGCCAGAGUCGUUGAUCUAACGGUACCCGGAUUAUUGGUAAAAACCCUGUGCUAUGAGUAGUUGUCCUAUAUAAAUAUUAAGGGAGGUUCAACGGAAAAUCCCUAAAAAAGGAUGAAAAAUGAAGGAACAUCUGGUAACUU
Molecule: messenger RNA, 2236 nt
Organism: Cynara cardunculus var. scolymus (artichoke)
Lineage: Eukaryota; Viridiplantae; Streptophyta; Magnoliopsida; Asterales; Asteraceae
Product: F-box/kelch-repeat protein At5g42360-like
Exons: 2
Coding region: 283-1968 (561 amino acids)
Cellular component (GO): SCF ubiquitin ligase complex
Molecular function (GO): protein binding
Source: RefSeq, a predicted model, not a curated record